AUGAAUUGCAAAUAUAAAAGCGGAAAUUAUAUUGGGGAUGAUGGAGCUUCUACUAUUGGUAAAGCACUUGGUAACUUCAAGUUCCUAACUAAUCUCAAAUUUGACAUUUCGGGCAAUGAAAUCGGUGAUAAAGGAGCAUAAAAUAUUGGAUUAGGUUUGAGUAACUGCACUCAACUUACAAAUUUAGAAUUUUGCAUACGCUACAAUUAAAUUGGGGAUGAUGGAGCUUCUACUAUUGGUGCAGCACUUGGUAACUUCAAGUUCCUAACUAAUCUCAAAUUUAACAUUUCGUUCAAUAAAAUCGGUGAUAAAGGAGCAUAAAAUAUUGGAUUAGGUUUGAGUAACUGCACUCAACUUACAAAUUUAGAAUUUUACAUAAGCAACAAUUAAAUUGGGGAUGAUGGAGCUUCUACUAUUGGUGCAGCACUUGGUAACUUCAAGUUCCUAAUUAAUCUCACAUUUUACAUUUAGGGCAAUUAAAUCGGUGAUAAAGGAGCAUAAAAUAUUGGAUUAGGUUUGAGUAAUUGCACUCAACUAACAAAUUUAAUUUUUAGCUCAGAGUAAAUUUGA
This is a messenger RNA of Tetrahymena thermophila SB210, 570 nucleotides long. Its product is annotated as translation initiation factor eIF-5A family protein. Gene Ontology annotation, molecular function: protein binding. The transcript is spliced from 6 exons. The record is from RefSeq and is a predicted model, not a curated record. Lineage: Eukaryota; Ciliophora; Oligohymenophorea; Hymenostomatida; Tetrahymenidae.